Cebus imitator (Panamanian white-faced capuchin) is the source of this 917-nucleotide messenger RNA. Its product is annotated as histone H2A type 3. The coding region runs from base 91 to 483 and encodes 130 amino acids. Gene Ontology annotation, cellular component: nucleosome. The transcript has a single exon. Gene Ontology annotation, molecular function: protein heterodimerization activity; structural constituent of chromatin; DNA binding. Lineage: Eukaryota; Metazoa; Chordata; Mammalia; Primates; Cebidae. The record is from RefSeq and is a predicted model, not a curated record.
UACCAUACAUAAGGGCUCGCUGGGCUUCACCGCCCUCUUGUUUUCAGUCUCGCUUUUCCGUUCUUGUAGUCUACUGACUUUGAAUCGGACAUGUCUGGCCGCGGUAAGCAGGGCGGCAAGGCGCGUGCCAAGGCCAAGUCGCGCUCGUCGCGCGCGGGGCUGCAGUUCCCUGUGGGCCGCGUGCACCGGUUGCUCCGCAAGGGCAACUAUUCCGAGCGCGUGGGCGCGGGCGCCCCGGUCUAUCUGGCCGCGGUGCUGGAGUACCUGACCGCCGAGAUCCUGGAGCUGGCUGGCAACGCGGCGCGCGAUAACAAGAAGACGCGCAUCAUCCCGCGCCACCUGCAGCUGGCCAUCCGCAACGACGAGGAGCUCAACAAGCUGCUGGGCCGCGUGACCAUCGCGCAGGGCGGUGUCCUCCCCAACAUCCAGGCCGUGCUGCUGCCCAAGAAGACGGAGAGCCACCACAAGGCCAAGGGCAAGUGAGGCCGCCCGCCGCCCCCCGGGACCCUUUGAUGGACACUAAAGGCUCUUUUCAGAGCCACCCAUCGUUUCGUGAAAAGAGCCGCACUGAGCCUGCAGUUCUUAUAGGCCGGAGGCCUGGUCACCUUCGGCUCAAGAAUGAGCGAGUUGGCCAUGGGGAAAGGCGCAACCGAGACCCUGGGGACUGAUUGGGCUGCAUACUCUGGAGGUGGGCAACGUGUUCCGUUAACGGCAGGAAACCCUUGCCCACAGGUGGCCACCCCUUGCUCUUCAGUCCCACCCAAAACCUAGUGGGGUUUUAAUACGCUCACCAUAGAGGUGUCUUCAUAAUUACUAGGGACAAGUUCUCUUGUCUCCGGCAAAGAUCCCGUGUGGUUGUCCAAUACAGAAUGCAUUUUCUUAUUGAUUUAUCUGAUAUUAAAAGUUACUUAUAAUCU